This is a messenger RNA of Fusarium redolens, 1180 nucleotides long. RefSeq names its product nucleophile aminohydrolase. The record is from RefSeq and is a predicted model, not a curated record. The transcript is spliced from 4 exons. Lineage: Eukaryota; Fungi; Ascomycota; Sordariomycetes; Hypocreales; Nectriaceae. Gene Ontology annotation, biological process: proteasome-mediated ubiquitin-dependent protein catabolic process. Bases 449 to 1066 code for a protein of 205 amino acids. Gene Ontology annotation, cellular component: proteasome core complex; proteasome core complex, beta-subunit complex.
CAAACUCUCUUGUUGCUACCUAGGCGAGCCAGUAAAUAUUCGCUUAUGUAAUUCAAGUAAUUGAGCCCCAGCCGCCACAACUCGUAGGCUGCUCUAACAGACGUGGACCUGCCUCUCUACCCGGCCGCGCCAGACCGUGUUUGCCUUGCAGCCCGCCGGUACGUACCACGGACCUUAGCAGCAACCUCAUUGCACUGCACCUUCUGUAGCUCCAGCCCAGUGACCGGAGCUUCAACUGUCCAACUCGCACUCCAUCCACUCCACGCCAACUGCUCUACUACAACCCCACGACGCGACGAUACGAUACGAAUUAGCGACUGCCAAACUUGCGGCUUCACAUAACGAAUCACCGCUUUCCUUGUCCCCGGCUUCCUCUCGAUAAGACGGCUGCUGGUUGACGUCGAUUGCCCGACCUCGCAUUCUACCUAUCUACCUUCAAGAAGUCAUCAUGUCGUCUCCUUUCUCGAUAAACGGCGGCGCCUGUGUCGCCAUGGUCGGAAAGGACUGUGUCGCCAUCGCAUGCGAUCUUCGCCUCGGUCUCCAGGCUCUUACUGUAUCCAACAACUUCCCCAAGAUCUUCCAGUACGGCGACGUCUUCCUAGGUCUCACUGGCCUGGCUACCGACGUCAACACCGUGAGCGACCUCUUCCGCUACAAGGUCAACAUGUACCGCCUGCGUGAGGAGCGCUCCAUCGCCCCUCGAACUUUUGCCAACCUCGUUUCCUCAUCUCUCUACGAGCGCCGUUUCGGACCUUACUUUGUGUCUCCCGUCGUUGCUGGCCUUGACCCCAAGACUGGCAAGCCUUUUAUCUGUGGUUUCGACAGUAUUGGCUGUAUCGACUUUGCCAAGGACUUCAUUGUCUCUGGUACCGCUUCAGAGCAGCUCUUUGGCAUGUGCGAGGGUCUCUGGGAGCCUGAUCUGGAACCCGAUGCCCUCUUUGAGACCAUCUCUCAGUCGUUGCUCAACGCUGUCGACCGUGAUGCCCUUUCUGGCUGGGGUGCUCACGUUUACAUUAUCGAGAAGGACAAGGUUACCAAGCGAUUACUAAAGGGACGACAGGACUAGAGCGUCGGCGUAAUGGACAAAUCUACACGAAUAGAGUGGGACAAGGAGUGGUUUAUGUAUCUUGUAUGAAUAGAUACUCGGCCAAUAUCAACCGCUGGGUAAUGAGAAUGCACU